UAUCAACAGCCGGGCACCUCCCAGUCUCUUCUACUGGGAACUGGGACCACUGGGAAGAUGCCUGUGCAGUUUGAAGCCUUUUGCUCAGGAGGCCUGGUCCCAGGCUGGAGUCUGGUUGUCCAGGGUCAGUCCAACUCCAAAGAUGAUGAGUUUGAAAUCAACUUCUUCUCUGAGUCAGGUGACAUCGCUUUCCACUUCAAACCUCGAUUCUCCAAUGGCACCUUGGUCUGCAACUCCUUCCAGGGCAGUCACUGGGGUGAAGAGGAAACUUACAAUGUCUUCCCUCUGGAGCUAAAGGAGCCAUUUGAGAUUGAAAUCUUUUCAGAUUCGGAGUAUUUCCAUGUCUUCAUCCAAGAGAACAAGGUGGCCCAGUAUGAGCACCGUCAGAAACCUCUGGCCUCCAUCUCCAAAGUGCAAGUGCUGAACGACCUCAGACUGCCGCUGGUGGAGCUCUCCAAGAAGCGCCUUUAUCUGGGAGAUGGGAGGCUCUAACCUUGGUGUUGGAAGGAGAUUCAAGCCCUGGCCUGGACGUCCUAAACAUGCGGAGAGAUCUUCAAGGAUGCUAGAGAGCAGCAGUGCCCACCAGAGAUAGAUCUCUGUGUGUGUGCUUGUGUGUUUGUGUGUACUUUUCUUGACAGGAGAGGCACUUUUGCCAU
This is a messenger RNA of Dromiciops gliroides (monito del monte), 656 nucleotides long. It is a transcript of the gene GRIFIN, whose product is annotated as galectin-related inter-fiber protein. Gene Ontology annotation, molecular function: carbohydrate binding. NCBI's taxonomy places the organism in Eukaryota, Metazoa, Chordata, Mammalia, Microbiotheria, Microbiotheriidae. The transcript is spliced from 5 exons. The coding region runs from base 58 to 492 and encodes 144 amino acids. The record is from RefSeq and is a predicted model, not a curated record.